Messenger RNA from Ectocarpus sp. CCAP 1310/34, 3074 nucleotides. Lineage: Eukaryota; Phaeophyceae; Ectocarpales; Ectocarpaceae. The record is from the annotation of a GenBank genome assembly.
UGACGGCAACAAGUUUGUCCGUGCUGCACGCAAGCGAAUCUCCUCACACCCAUUCAUUGUACAACUCCGCCGUGGAUCUAGUAACACCUCCGCUGGGGAUACACAAGUCAGUAACAGCGUUCUUUCCUGAUCACCAUGCGUUUCAACUGGAUAUCUUCGGGCGUGGCUGCAGCAUCCUUGCUGGUCUUCUCAGCCCUUCCUGCUGCCGCCCAGUUCGAGAUCGAGUGCAUCCCCGACCAGUACAAGGAGGUUGCUGUCGGAUCUGGCACCAUAAUGAUUCGUCUGAACACCUGGAAGGCCACUGUUGGGGAAGCAGAAACGGCCGUUUGGAGUUUCGACGUGAUCAACGCGGUCGACGGGUCCAAUGUCAUCGAUUACCUCUACCCCUUCCAUAUUGGGCAAUCUGGCAGUGACCUUUACACCAUCAGCCUGAUGGGCGGAGCUGGUACUGAAGUGAUCGCCACCGUCACCGCCUUCGAUGCGGCGGGCAACACGGACAGCUGCUCUUUCUUGAUGAUGCUUUGGCCAGAAGGGACUCCGCUUCCUACCGACGAGCCUGUGUCUACCCCACAGCCCACGCCAGAGCCGGUCGCACCGACUCCCGCGCCCAUCGUGCCUACCCCUGAACCGGUUGUCCCGGGCUGGGUCCAGACGCCCGUACCGGCCGCAUCCACCACCCCCGAGCCGGUUGUGAUUCCCCCUACCGCCGGCCCUUCAACUGUCCCGGCCACCUCCCCUCCGGUCAGCCCCCCUUCAGGCGAGCCCAGUGCGGCCCCUGUGAGUCCUGCCCCGAUGGAGGAGCCCACCUCGUCCCCCAUCGCCGUCAGCCCCGCUACUGCCCAACCGGUUUCCCCUCCUGAAGAAGAAGAUGACAACAACGCCGAGUUCGUCGAGGCAGGGAGCAAGACUACCGUCGGCGUCACCGCCACCGCCUACGACGACCGCCCUGGGGAGAGUGCCGGGGACGUCGGCUGCGGAGAGAUGGGUUGCCUUCCUGACCUCGCCCACGAUGGCGUCGGCGAGGAGGACACGGAGUCGAGGUGGUCGUGCGCCGAGGAGAUCGUGCCCGACGGAGGCCAGUGCGAGAUCUCCUUCACGUUCGACAGCCCCCAAGACAUCACCGACGUGCAGGUUGCCUUCUGGAAGGGGGACGAGCGCACUCGCACCCUCAAGGUAAAGAUAAACGGUGACAAGAUCGGCGAGUACGAGUCCUACCCCGGAUCUACCUUCAACUCGUUCGGGAUCCAAGAGAACGGCGUGCACACCGUUACUAUGGAGUCCGUCGGCAUUGACAGGGACGACUGGAUCAGCCUGCUCGAGGUGCGCUUCAUGGUGGACCCUUAGGCGUCACUCACCGAUCCGUCAAGCCCCACGAACACCACCUUCAUCCAUCAUCAUCAGCGCCAACUUGUGGAAUAUUUGGACGUUAAGGGACAUACCGUAGAUGAUGCGGACAGUUCGAUGGGAAAGAACGAGUGUUAUCUCCUGCAUGGGUUUUCGGAAUUAGUUGUACUGUACGUCUCGUGGAUUGAUCACGCAAACGCGAACGACUAAAUGGAAACGGGGAGGAGUGUUUUGGGGAGCAAUUAAUGUGUCUGAUAUUUGAUUCGGAUUUUGUGGGGAGAAUAUAUUGUGUGAGAAAUACGACAGUGGUGUGCGCUAGAUAACGUUAGGGAGGACUGAACCGAGCGGCAAGGGGGGAAGACAUGUUAGCAAGUGUUGGAUAGAGCACGUUACGUUUGAUGGUUCCUUAAAUGCCUUGCGGCCCAUGCGUCCUUCAUCUCCGUUUGAUGUUGAUCAUUCCUUUUGAUUCGCUGGACGAUAUUAACAGAAGCUGGACAAUAUCAGCAGAAGCGCCGGUGAUUCAAAGGUAACAUUUGUUGUGCGCAUUUUCUCGAGAGCGACAGAGUUAGCUCACCGCGAGGCAACCGUGCCUUCUAGUCGAGCGUGCUAUCAAGGUGAGAAGACGGGCAGACUGCUGUCUGUUCGCGCUUCAAUUGUUUUGGUCGGUGAAUCGUCACAUAAAGGUUCUAUCCCCUAGGCCAAAUAGGUGGUCAGCUCUGACUGUCCUCCCUACCUGAAGAUCCAAGUUUGAAGACGAAUUGCCGUUGUUGAAGACGGACGGACUUUUGAAGGGACACAAACCAACCCACACCACGGCCACCAUUACCAGGACCGAUGGGGACCGCAAAGUUCUUCGCCGCCGAGACGAUGUCUCGCCAUAAAAUAACAAACGGGGUCGGUCAUGCAUUGCACGCUGCUUGUCCCCGUGCGUCCUGCUCUCCGACCCAACGGGCCAAAUCCACCCCUGCGUGCUACUAUACAUGUGCCCCUCGAAACAAGAUCUCAGCACCAUCGUCUCCAACCAGCUGUUUGCAACCACACCAGCCUCAAGUCUCAGUGUUCUUCGAAGUAUUGCAGUGCCUUCUUCACUUCGUGCGGGGAAUGAUUUGGCACCGCGAGGGGGGCACGUGACCAACUCCCCAAGAAGGGCUUCCCAAACAAACAGCAACACCCUCUUCGCUUGGUUUCUGACCGACCCCAUCUUCUUCUACAACUCCUCGAUCAGCUUUUUUCGCCGGCCCUUGCCCUCUCCCCCGCCGCCGCUGCCGCCAGCGCCAGCGCUGCUUCCAACCGCUUCCGACGAGGGAGGCGGAGGCGGCGGCGGUGACCCUACCACCGCCUUCCCGACACCAACACGGCCUCCCGGGAGGAUCGGCGCUCCAUGUUCUCCGAGGCUCAGACCCGACAGUUUGCUCGUAAGAGCCGAUGAUGACGUCACGCCCCCUCGCGAAGCCUUGUCUUCGAGCGAUUCUAGCUGUAGGAGGUCUGUGUUUCGCUCGACCGCUCGGGAAGCGGAGGGCUCGCUGGCGUCGUCGUCGUCGGCACCAGUUCUGCCGGGAGCUACGGCGGUAGUUGUGGACCGUCGAGGGUCCCUCGCUUCACCUUUUCCACCGCUGUUGUUGGUGCUGCUACCGUUGGCUUUACCUCCAGUCGUUGCGGCUGCCCCUGACGCGCCCGACUUCGCCGCCUCAUUCGGCAAUGCAAUUGCAUCCGUGUCAGCAGCGGCAGCA